Morus notabilis is the source of this 1245-nucleotide messenger RNA. Its product is annotated as chaperone protein dnaJ 6. The record is from RefSeq and is a predicted model, not a curated record. The transcript has 8 exons. NCBI's taxonomy places the organism in Eukaryota, Viridiplantae, Streptophyta, Magnoliopsida, Rosales, Moraceae. The coding region runs from base 162 to 1043 and encodes 293 amino acids.
CACCGGCAAUAUAAUCACGGUGGGAAAGAGGUGAAAUCGGAGAGCGAAUUGGCGGGAACAAAUCCAUCGCAUAUAAAUACAGCCACUGAGAAGCCCCAAUUUUCUAGGUUUAUUUCUUCUUUUUCUUAGUGAGCUUUUUCUCUGUUGGAAGUUAUUUGAAAAUGGGGAAGAGGAAGAAAUCUAGGGUUUCCGAGGAACGAGAACCAGAAGAUGUAGAAAUGCAAGAAGAGAAAGAUCACGAGCAAGAGGAUAACGAUCGCAAUCCACCUUCCGAGAAAACCCUAUACGAGGUUCUUGGUGUGGAGAAAUCAGCUUCUCAACCGGAAAUAAAGAAAGCAUACUACAAGUUGGCUUUACGACUCCAUCCAGACAAAAAUCGUGGUGACGAGGAGGCCAAAGGAAAAUUUCAGCAACUGCAAAAAGUGAUUGCAAUUCUUGGAGAUGAGGAAAAACGAGCAGUCUAUGACCAGACUGGUUGUGUGGAUGAUGCUGAUCUUGCCGGUGAAGUUGUUCAGAAUCUACAUGAAUUUUUCCGAGUCAUGUAUAAAAGGGUGACUGAAGCAGAUAUUGAAGAGUUUGAAGCAAACUAUCGAGGAUCUGAUGCAGAAAAGAAAGAUUUGAUUGAUCUGUACAGGAAGUGUAAGGGCAAAAUGAAUAGGCUCUUUUGUUCAAUGCUCUGUUCAGACCCUAAGCUCGAUUCACACCGAUUCAAAGACAUUCUUGAUGAGGCAAUAGCUGCAGCUGAACUGGAAUCAACUAAAGCAUACAAAAAAUGGGCGAAGAAAGUAUUGGAAACAAAACCGCCUACCAAUUCCUUAAGGAGGAAGGUCAAGUCAAGUAAGCAGCCAAAGUCCUAUCUGCAUGCAUUGAUAUCUCAGCGACGAGAGCAAAGGAAAGACCAGUUUGAUUCCUUAUUUUCAUCUCUUGUGUCCAAGUAUGGUGGGGGCGGUCCUUCUUCAGAACCUAGUGAAGAAGAAUUUGAGGCUGCGCAAAAGAGGCUCAAAAGGCGCAGGCACUCUCAGAAGUCAAAGCCAGAGUCUUGAUUGCGGGAUGUAGUUGUGAUCUAUUCUAUAAUUACCAAAUAAACUUUUGCUUUCAUGAACUCAUUGAAAUGUCUUGUUUAGUAUUAUGUAGACGUGAUUGCGAACUCUAUGCAUCACGUUUAGUAUUAUGUAGACGUGAUUGCGAACUCUAUGCAUCACUUGCUAAAAGCAUUAGCUCUCAAAAUCAGCUUCUACUUGUAAU